Molecule: messenger RNA, 1425 nt
Organism: Amborella trichopoda
Lineage: Eukaryota; Viridiplantae; Streptophyta; Magnoliopsida; Amborellales; Amborellaceae
Source: RefSeq, a predicted model, not a curated record
AUGGCCAAAGCCAAGUUUGUCACUACCUUCUUUGGUGAUAAGGUUAUAGUGAAAAUUCGAAAGGAUGUUGUGAUGAUUGGUCGGCUUGUGGAUGGACUUUACUCUAUUGAAAUAAAGAAAGUGGUUGCUGAUGUGUCAUCUUCAAAUUCUUUAAAUGCUUAUUUAUGGCAUAUGCGACUAGGGUACAUGGUAAUACAAGCUCUUGCAUCCUACCGCGAUUUCACAUUUGCUGCAACUGGGAAUGAGAUUGCAAUUUUCAAGUGUGCUCAUAAGGUGGCCACUUGGAGCAAGCAUAACAAAGAGGUUAAUAUGCUGCUCUUGUUUGGUGACCAUAUUCUGAGCCUGGACAUUCGAGGUAAUCUUUACAUAUGGGCAUUUAAAGACCUUGAAAAUAGUGAUGCCCCAGUAAGGCAUAUCCAGCUGGAACAAAAUUUUUCUCUAAGUUGCAUCAUGCAUCCAGACACUUAUCUGAACAAGGUUGUUAUUAGGAGCAAUGAAGGUUUCUUGCAGCUUUGGAAUGUUGCAUCUUGUAAAAAACCUCAUCUAGCAUCUGGGGGUUCAUCUGGUGUGAUAAGCAUAUGGAAUCUUGAAAAAAGAAGGCUUCGUUCAGUCAUAAAAGAUGCCCAUGAGAGCUCAAUAGUAUCACUUUAUCUCUUUGCCAAUGAGCCUGUCCUCAUGAGUUCUUCUAGUGACAAUUCUAUAAAAAUGUAGAUAUUUGAUACAAGUGAUGAGGAAGCACGUCUUCUAUGUUUUCAAAGUGGCCAUGGUGCUUCUUUGCAUAAGGUGAAGUUUUAUGGCAAUGGUCGGCACUUGUUAUCUGCGGGGCAGCACCAUGCUUUCCGAUUUUUCUCCAUUGCGCAGGAUCACCAAAGUAGAGUGCUGUCCCAGCGCCAUGUGUCUAAGAGAGCCAAGAGGCUUAAAUUGAAAUGCACUUAUUUCAUUCUUUUUCAGGAAGAGGAGAUCAAGUUAAAUCCUGUAAUAUCAUUUGAUUUUGCUGAAAUCCGUCAAUGUGAUUGGUGUAACAUCGUAACCUGUCAUAUGGAUACAGAAGCAAAAGUGUGGUGCCUUCAUAACUAUGUGCUAGGAGAACAUAUAUUGAAACCGUGCCCUGACAACCCAGCGUUUGUCAAGGCAUGUGCAGUCAUUGCAUGUGGUAACUUUGCUGUGCUGGGAACUCAAGGCGGUUGGAUUGAACGCUUUAAUCUACAAUCUGGUGAAAGACGAGGUAGCUAUGCGGAAAAUUACGAGCAAAGAAGGUGGGCUUAUGAUGGUGAAAUAGUCAGCCUUGCCUGUGAUGCCACAAACUGUCACUUGAUAAGUGCAGGCUAUCAUGGUGAUAUAAAGGGGCUUGAAGUGAAACAUAGAUGGGAAGUUGGCCGCCAAGUGGUUAAGUUUGUCUAUCAUCGCAGUCCAGAGGGCAUAUAG